AUGGCCACCGCACCAACCAAAGUGGGAAGUGCAUUCCCUGCUAACUUGAUCUUCUCGCAUAUACCUGCAGCAGCCGAUCCUGGACCAAUUACUACAUCCGGUUCUGCACCAGUUCCAUACAACGCUUCCGAAGAGUUUGCUCAUAAAAAAGUUGUUCUUUUCUCAGUGCCUGGAGCAUUUACACGAACUUGCUCUAACAAGCACCUUCCGGGCUUCUUGGACAAUAUUGACAAUUUCAAGAAGAAAGGUGUGGAUAUCGUUGCUUGCAUUGCUCACAACGAUGCACAUGUGAUGAAUGCAUGGAGGAAGGCAUUCAACGUACAAUCUGAAGACAUACUUUUUCUUUCUGAAACAGACUUGGGUUUGUCGAGACAACUGGACUGGACGAAUGGCGAUCGUGGCGCACGCUACGCUCUGAUCAUUGACAACGGGAUAAUUGUAUAUGCCGAGCAGGAAACCGAGCGUGGGGCGGUAACAGUCUCGGCUGCGGAGGCGGUGUUGAAUCGGCUAUAA
Messenger RNA from Trichoderma aggressivum f. europaeum, 513 nucleotides. RefSeq lists its product as uncharacterized. NCBI's taxonomy places the organism in Eukaryota, Fungi, Ascomycota, Sordariomycetes, Hypocreales, Hypocreaceae. Gene Ontology annotation, biological process: hydrogen peroxide catabolic process; cellular response to oxidative stress; cell redox homeostasis. The transcript has 3 exons. Gene Ontology annotation, cellular component: mitochondrion; peroxisome; cytoplasm. Bases 1 to 513 code for a protein of 170 amino acids. The record is from RefSeq and is a predicted model, not a curated record. Gene Ontology annotation, molecular function: thioredoxin peroxidase activity.